Anopheles bellator is the source of this 2237-nucleotide messenger RNA. Its product is annotated as lysosome membrane protein 2-like. The transcript has 6 exons. Gene Ontology annotation, cellular component: cytoplasm; membrane. The record is from RefSeq and is a predicted model, not a curated record. Gene Ontology annotation, molecular function: scavenger receptor activity. Lineage: Eukaryota; Metazoa; Arthropoda; Insecta; Diptera; Culicidae. The coding region runs from base 79 to 1716 and encodes 545 amino acids.
GUUUCUGCUGCAACGCUAAUAGGCGGUCGGCGCGGACAAAGAAGCGCAUGGUGAACGCGAUCGGCACUUGCGUCAACCAUGGUCGAGAUGAUUGCCUUCAAUUCGCCGGAGACGGUCGUGGUGGCCAGUGAAAAUGAUCUUCGAAAGCAGCGACCGCUGAAGAAGAAAACCAGUACCCUAAACACGAUCUUCUUUUAUCUCGGUAUCGAGCAACGAUCCGGUGAAGAUGCUAACCUGUGCUACAGAAUGCUCAUUCUCGCUGCGUUAUUUGUAGUGUUCUUCAUUAGUGCCUUUGGGUUCUUCGUCAUGUGGUUCACCGAAAUGUACAAUAAUUCGUUACUAGAGAAACUAACUCUGACUCCAAACUCUACGGCCGCCGAAUGGUGGGCUACACCGCCGGUGUUUCCGUUGCUGAAGGUUCACGUUUUCAACUACACCAAUGCAGAAGAAUAUUUUGCCGGUGAAGACAUCAAGCUGCGGGUGGAAGAAUUAGGGCCCUACGUUUACAAGGAGACGGCGGAGAAGAUCAACGUAAUACACAACGCUGACGGUACAAUUUCAUACCGAGAGCACCGACACAUACAGUUCCUGCCCGGGGAAUCCAGCGGAAAUCCAUUCGAUCAUGUGAUCGUACCAAACGUGGUGUUUCUUACCGCCGAAACGAAGAUGAAGAAUGAGAACAGCUUAACCAAGCUGUCGUACAAUAUUAUGAAAGGUGCGACAAGCUCGACAGCCUUUAUGAAGCAGCCAGUGGAAUCGUUUUUGUGGGGCUACGAGGACAAGCUGCUGAACAUGAUCAAAACGGUCACGAUGUUCAGCAACGACAUUCAGAUGUCCCGGUUCGGAAUGCUCAUGACGCGAAACGGUACCAGUGCCGAAAACUUUACCAUCUACUCCGGCGAAUCGAGCUUGCAGCAUUUGGCGCUCAUCAAGGAGUUGGACGGAAACGUCCGGCUAAACCAGUGGCACACGGACGAAUGCGACCUCGUGGGCGGUACCGACGGAUCCCAGUUUCCGCCCCACCUAAUGGAUCGGUACCAGCAUCUGCAGGUGUUCAUCAAAUCGCUCUGCCGCAAGUUUCCGCUCGUGUACGAUAGCGAGGUGACGGCGCUGGACGGGAUACCGGCCUGGCGGUACAAGAUCCCCAAGACCGUGUUCCUGCACCCGCGGGAGCACGCUCCCAACCAGUGCUACUGUAUGGACGAAUCGAGCAACUGCGCUCCGAGUGGCGUGUUUAACAUUACAGGAUGCUCGCUCGGGGCUCCGAUAUUCGCCUCGUUCCCUCACUUCUACACCGGCGAUCAGGAGCUGAUCCACGCGAUCGAAGGGCUUGAGCCGGUCCAGGAGAAGCACGAAACGUACGCGGACAUCCAUCCUCGGUUGGCCUUCCCCAUUGGAGGGGCCUCUCGGUUUCAGAUCAACAUUCGUGUGCAGAAAGCGGCCACCGUUUUAGGAUUGGACAAGUUCGCCGAAGAACUCUACCUGCCGAUUAUCUGGCUCGAGGUGGUCCCGGGCGAAAUAUCGGACGAGCUGCGGGCCAUGAUCUAUCACAGCACGUACAGUGCGAACGCCAUCCAGAUGUCGUUGCGGAUCGGCAGCCUGGUGAUCUUUGUGCUCUCGUUCGUGCUGAUCGCUGCGAAGUGCUACUGCGGGCGGCGAAAAUCGGAAAACAUUAACGGCUUCACGGGCAGAUCUGGACAAUUCGCGGCAUACUAGGUGGGUCACCUCCGCUCAUCAAUACUCAGCAGGACAGAGUGAAGCAAGGCCUCGACCGUGGCCGAUUUAGUAGGGCAAGAACACACUCGGCAGUAGGUCGAGCGGCACGCAGCUACAGAUUGUUAGGUUUUACGAAGGCAAUCGAUGAGAAUAUCUCCUCCCUCUCUCUCUCUCUCUGCUCCUCCCCCGGAGCACUCAUCGCCAAGCAGCACGCAUUUAGCAGAAAAGGUAGGAAAUAAGAAUAAAUGGCGCUAACAUGGCCCCUGCAUCACUCUACGCAAAUGCUCCCGCCGAGCCUUCGGUUGCUAAUCGGAAUGGUGCGUGAUCGACGAUAAGCCGGUACGGGAAUGUGCAUCGAAGGCGUGCAGGCGGAAUGCACAUUGUGCGGCUGGGCAGUGUUUACCUCCGCUAAUUUUACCGUUGAGAACCGUUCGGCAGCACGGUCCGAUAGUAGAUAAUUAUAAUGGCUAAGCCGUUCGCCACGUAUCUGACGUACUUCAACACAAUAAACGCUGUGUGGA